Molecule: messenger RNA, 831 nt
Organism: Neogale vison (American mink)
Lineage: Eukaryota; Metazoa; Chordata; Mammalia; Carnivora; Mustelidae
Product: beta-1,4 N-acetylgalactosaminyltransferase 1-like
Biological process (GO): ganglioside biosynthetic process
Source: RefSeq, a predicted model, not a curated record
CCCAACCCUCGGCUGUACCCAUCUAGGUCUCUACCCCAGGGAGCCCAGUACAACAUCAGCGCCCUGGUCACCACUGCUACUAAGACCUUCCUGUGUUACAAUCGCCUACAGGCACUCAUCACCAGCAUCCGUCGCUUCUACCCAAAGGUCACCGUGGCCAUCGCCGACGACAGCGACAAGCCAGAGAGCAUUAGCGGUCCCCACAUCGAGCACUAUCUCCCUUUUUGCAAGGGCUGGUUCGCAGGCCGGAACCUGGCCGUAUCCCAGGUAACCACCAAGUACGUCCUGUGGGGGGACGACGACUUCGUGUUCACCGCGCGGACGCGGCUGGAGAGGCUUGUGGACGUGCUGGAGCGGACAUCGCUGGACCUGGUGGGUGGCGCGGUGCACGAGAUCUCCGGCUUUGCCACCACCUACUGGCAGCUGCUGAGCGUGGAGCCUGGCGCGCAAGGCCGCGGGAACUGCCUCCAGCAAAGGCGCGGCUUCCACCACGAGCUCAUCAGCUUUCCAGGCUGCGUGGUGACUGACGGCGUGGUCAGCUUCUUCCUGGCGUGCACCGACAAGGUGCGCGAGGUUGGUUUCGACCCGCGCCUUAGCCGCGUGGCGCAUCUGAAAUUCUUCCUGGAUGGGCUUAGUUCCCUUCGAGUGGGCUCCUGCUCAGACGUCGUUGUGGAUCACGCAUCUAAGUUGAAGCUGCCUUGGACAUCAAGGAAUGUGGGGACAGAGACUUAUGCCCGUUACCGCUACCCAGGAUCACUGGAUGAAAGUCAGGUGGCCGAAUACCGCCUACUCUUCUUCAAACACCAGCUGCAGCCCAUGACCUCGGAAUGA